Messenger RNA from Musca domestica (house fly), 824 nucleotides. RefSeq names its product cuticle protein 79. Bases 173 to 814 code for a protein of 213 amino acids. NCBI's taxonomy places the organism in Eukaryota, Metazoa, Arthropoda, Insecta, Diptera, Muscidae. The transcript is spliced from 2 exons. The record is from RefSeq and is a predicted model, not a curated record.
UUAGUUAAAUCUCAAAGAUAAUACGAAUAUCCAGUCAGUCCCAUUGUUGAAGAGCAUUAGAUCACUUCUGAACAAAAAUUUAAUUUUGGCAGCGAAUAAUAUUUUGCGGUAUAAAACGAUCAGCUAUUUUCGUUUAGAACAUCAGUUGAAGUGAUUCCCCGAAAUCAACAAAAUGAUAUGUAAAUCAUUAACAUUGGCUUUGGUUUUAGCCACGAUCGUUGAUUGCGGAUUUGCUGGUUUCAUUGGCAAGGGUUAUGGCGGUGGAUUUGGCGGCGGUUUUGGUGGGGGUUUAGGCGGUGGAUUUGGUGGCGGCUUUGAUGGUGGAUAUGGUGGUGGUUAUGGCGGUGGCUUCGCCGGUUCCCAAGCCAGUGCCGGUGCCUAUUCAGAUGGCUAUGGUGGUGGCCCAGUAGGUAUUCCAAUUGGUGUACCUUAUCCCGUUCCUGUUCCCGUUAAACACGCCGUUCCAGUUCCUGUGAAAGUGCCUGUACAUGUACCAGUACAUGUGCCAGUGCAUGUGCCAGUCCAUGUUCCCGUCGACAGACCGGUUCCUGUUAAGGUUCCAGUUCCCGUUCCAGUUGAUAGACCCGUUCCUGUCCCUGUCAAAGUUCCCGUACCAAUUCAUACACCCGUUCCUGUGGCCGUACCAGUUGCUGUUGGUUACAAAAAGGGUUACGGUGGUUAUGGUGGUCGAGGCUAUGGCGGUUAUGGCGGUCGUGGUUUUGGCGGUGGAUACGGCGGUGGUUUCUCCAAGAGCUAUGCUUCCGCUUCGAGCUACGGUUCCGGUUACGGAGGAGGAUUUGUGAAAACUAAGUAAAUUUAAUAGA